ACGCGGUUCGUACGGCAUUGCACCGCACAUCGAACGAGCCCGAGAACCCCACCACCGCGACAACCCGCUGCCGCUGCCGCUGGCCGGGCGUUCCCCGGACCGUAGCGAGACGGGACCGACUCGUCGCAGGGCGUGGUGGAGGAGGUCUGUGUCUUCGCGGACGGCGCCGGCGGAACGGAAGGAGCGCGGGCAAAGAGACCACCAUGCCGGAGCGGCCCUUCCGGCCGGAAAGGCCUUUGCUUGCACUCGCAAUGGCACUCGCGGUCGCGAUCGCUGCCCUGGCCCGCGGCUGGCUCUCUUGCGGACCGGGCCCGGGGCGGCGAGGCUUCCACCGGUGGGCCGAGGCCCUGUCCCCGGGACAGCGCUCCGCCCUGGUGCGUGCGAGGAUCCAGCGCGGGAUGCGGCUGUCGGAGGAGGCGGGGCGCAACGUCACCGCCGCGGAGGAAGCCUGCGCGGUCUGGGAGAGGGUCCUGUCCUCGACGAAAACGGCGACAACGACGGCGACAACGACGGAGGAGGACGGCGGGGGGGAUCCUCCGUCCUCCCCCCAAAGGGUGGUCCUCGCCCCCGGGGUCCGCUCGCUCUGCGAGACCCUGUACGCCUCCUGUCUGGUGCGGGUGGGCCGCGACGCGGAGGCACUCUCCGUCUACGAUUCCUGCCUGGAAGGGGCAAGCGACCCUUUGGCGGCAGCGGGCUCGAGGCUGGCGAGGGCCCGGUGCCUGCAGCGAUUGCUCGAGUACUCUUCCGCCGCGGACGAGUACCUGCGCGUUUCCGAAAGCCUCCACCGGCCCGGCGAGAGUGAGAGCGACGCCGCCGCUGCCGCCCUCGAGAAGGAGGCCCGAUCGGGGGCCGCCGCUUGCAUCCUGCGGAGCUCUUGGGACGUGGGCCUGGCCCGGAGGGUUCUGGUGCCGGAUCGAGCAGGAGCACCGGACGACGAGGCCCUUUUGCUGUCCUCCUGCCUCGGGUACAUCGAGACGGGCAGGCCGGGAGGCGUGUCCGAGGCGCUGGGAAGCGUCCUCGGUGCCGGCAACCCUUCCGAUCGGGGGGCGCCGGCCUUUUUGUUGUACCGGUGGAUUGCGGGGGUCCUGGGGCAGUUGCACCGCGGCCGAGCCAUCGGCCCUCCUCCCGGCGGCGGAGGACAUGGCACGAAUCCCGAAGAGCUCUUCGGGGAGCUUGUUCGAAUCAACACGUCGCCCCUCGACGAUCCCGAUCUGGUCCGACUGGACGACAAGAUCGAGCUCCAUUAUCUGCUGACGGCACCCCACGAGGGAUUGCCGCCUCCCGACUACUGGCCCGAGGGGCUCGUCCUGCCCGAUUCGGCGUCCAAACCGGGCCAGAGGGCUACCGGUCCGGAGAAGAGGAGCGACGUCCCGGCAGCCAUCGGCACCGCCGGCCAUUCCGGCAAAGGCCCCCUUCUCUGGAUAUCGAAAAGCAGAGCGGGGUACGGGUCCCACGGAAAUCGAAUACUGACCUUUGCCGAAGCGAACGAAGAGGUCGAGAAUGCUCUCUUGGUCCGGGAACACAACCAGGCCGGCAACGAACCACCGGCAAAGGACCGCAUCGAUCGAGUAGAAAGAGCCGAACCCUAUCUCCUCCAGCGCAUGGUCGAGCCUCUCUUGCUACUGAGCGGAUACAAAUUCUCCCUGAGAAUAUACGUGGUGUACUUUUCUUCGAGCGAGGCAUACAUUUCAUCGGAGGGAUUGGUCAAGCUGGCCUCCACCCCACUCGUCGUGUCUGUUUCCGGAGAGGAAAACGAGACCGGGGGGCACACCGGCGAACCAACGGCGGUGUUGGGCCGCGAUGUUCGAACAGAUCCAUCGAUGCACAUGACGAAUUCGGGGCGGGAGGCCGCAAUGCGGCAGGAGGAUCUCGGUUGCUUGUGGAGAGCAUUGGACGGCGAGGACAACAGCAGCAGCGGCAGCAGCGGUGCUUUCGAGAAAGGCCGCUCCUCGACCGAGCUAUGGGAAAACAUCCGUCGGGUGGCGGCGGACACGCUUAUGGUCCGGUACCCCAAACGAAUUUCCGGUCUCGACGGCGAACUGGAUUCCGGAGUGCUGGAACGGAAAGAAAGGUGGAGGGGUCGCAGAGAGGAACUAGGGAUUCCCAAGAUACUGGGAUUGGAUUUCGUGGUGGAAGCACACCGAUUGCAACCCUGGCUGGUCGAGGUGAAUCGAUUCCCCGGCCUGGAGCCCCGAGACGAUGCGGAUCGCAAGAUCAAGUACCGGGUAGUGAGGGAUGCCUGGAAAAGAGCAUCGGAACGCCUCGACGCGCAGCCCAUGGGCGGGGGCGGGAACAAAGAAGAACGCGGUGCCUUCUUGGACGAAAGCAUGUUCGACUCCCUUUCCCGCGACGGUGACAGUGACCAAGCAUCGUCACUCGAACGACUCGAAUGCAAGAACUAAAACGCUAGUCGCUCGAUUCGAAGAAAGCAUCUGGCGUUCCAUCGAGCAGCUGUUGAUUCGAUCUCCUUGCCCGUUCGCUAUUCAUUGUGGCUGUCGAUGCGACAGUCGUGACCAGAAAGAAUCACAAUUCGGACAUCCAUGAUUUCGUAAAGUCUCUUUUUUUUUAAACCCACAACAAUUAUC
Molecule: messenger RNA, 2585 nt
Organism: Pseudo-nitzschia multistriata
Lineage: Eukaryota; Bacillariophyta; Bacillariophyceae; Bacillariales; Bacillariaceae
Source: the annotation of a GenBank genome assembly